GUGUGGACAGAAAUCCAGUGAAACAAGACCAUGACAAGUCACUGGCCAGCUCAGACGUGUUUGUGUUUCUCUUUUCUUAGCUCAGUGAGUACCGGGUAUGUGUCACACUGCCAAAUCCCCGAUCACAAGUCUCCAUGAACUGGCGGUGAGCUGGGAUAAUAAAACCCCUGACAUCACCAUUCCAGAAGCUUCACAAGACUGCAUAUAUAAGGGGCUGGCUGUAGCUGCAGCUGAAGGAGCUGACUAGCCAGCUGACCCCUGCAUUCACUUAGCAGCCAUGGACAUCGCCAUUCACCACCCCUGGAUCCGGCGCCCCUUCUUUCCUUUCCACUCUCCCAGCCGCCUCUUUGACCAGUUCUUCGGAGAGCACCUGUUGGAGUCUGACCUCUUCUCAACAUCCACUUCCCUGAGCCCCUUCUACCUUCGGCCACCCUCCUUCUUGCGGGCACCCAGCUGGAUUGACACUGGACUCUCAGAGAUGCGUAUGGAGAAGGACAGGUUCUCUGUCAACCUGGAUGUGAAGCACUUCUCCCCAGAGGAACUCAAGGUCAAGGUGCUGGGAGAUGUGAUUGAGGUGCAUGGCAAGCAUGAAGAGCGCCAGGAUGAACACGGUUUCAUCUCCAGGGAGUUCCACAGGAAAUACCGAAUCCCAGCUGAUGUGGAUCCUCUCACUAUUACUUCAUCCCUGUCAUCUGAUGGAGUCCUCACUGUGAAUGGACCAAGGAAACAGGCCUCUGGCCCUGAGCGUACCAUUCCCAUCACUCGUGAAGAGAAGCCUGCUGUCACUGCAGCUCCCAAGAAGUAGAUGCUCUUCCUAAUCGCAUUUUUUAAAAUAAGAAAGUUUCCCUACCAGUGAAUGAAAAUCUUGUGACUACUGCUGAAGCUUAUUAAUGCUAAGGGCAGGCCCAAAUUUUUAAGCUAAUAAAAUAUCAUUCAGCAACAGA
Molecule: messenger RNA, 944 nt
Organism: Ictidomys tridecemlineatus (thirteen-lined ground squirrel)
Lineage: Eukaryota; Metazoa; Chordata; Mammalia; Rodentia; Sciuridae
Gene: Cryab
Product: crystallin alpha B
Biological process (GO): response to heat; protein refolding; negative regulation of apoptotic process
Cellular component (GO): cytoplasm; nucleus
Molecular function (GO): structural constituent of eye lens
Source: RefSeq, a predicted model, not a curated record